Molecule: messenger RNA, 5620 nt
Organism: Owenia fusiformis
Lineage: Eukaryota; Metazoa; Annelida; Polychaeta; Sabellida; Oweniidae
Source: the annotation of a GenBank genome assembly
CAAUGACACGCCACGAAGAGUUUUAAAUUUAAAAAACGGAAAAUUAUAUGUCAGAAAUACUUUAUACAUUUCUACCGACAGAAGGAUAACUCUGUUCAUUCAGCUCGCCUUGAGCUUAUCGUUUGUUCAGAUGGAGGGUUUGGAGUCAUUUGAAGAGGGUGAACUUCCCCCUUCACCUAAAGCUCAAUCGCAUCACAUCUCCAAAAACAGACGGCCUAAUAUACAAGCAUGGCAAUCAUUGAACAAUAUCCUUCAAAAGACAAACCUUAUUAAGCCGGCUCCAACGAAACUAACACAGAAUGCCAAUUAUGCUGUGACAAUUGGUAAAUCGACUAAACCGAAACAUAUCAGUCCUGUUAAACCACCAACUCGCCCAUCAGGAAGGUCAUAUUCUCCAGUUCGUUUAUCAACAGGGGAUGACUACACUGAUAUGCUUAAGAACUUUAAAAAGGUCCGGGAACAUCAGAGGUCAAGGUCAACAGAAGAUGAGAAAAUUAGGAGGAGGAAAUAUCGGGACCAUCCAAGGAACAGGCAUUUUAGCUGUACUGAUUACAAGGAAACCAUUGAUCUCACACUGUCAGAUAGUGAGCCUAUGGAAAUCAAGAGGCCAUUUCAGGAAAAGAUGAGUGCCAAAGAUAAUACAAGGAGACAACUCUACAAUGUUCCUGAUAAGAAAGUAUUUAAAUGGGUCAAUGGUGAACUGAAGCGUACAGCUGAAAACAAACAUACAGGUGUAAGUAAACAUUCGGGUGAAAAUAAGCCUACAGGUGAAAAUAAACAUACAGGUGACAGUAAACAUACAGGUGAAAAUAAGCCUACAGGUGAAAAUAAGCAUACAGGUGACAGUAAACAUACAGGUGAAAAUAAAUCUAGAGAUAGAAAUAGACAUUCAAGUGAAAAUAGAUCUACUGGAAGAAGCAAAUCUGGAGGAGGAAAUAAACCUUCAGAUGCAAACACUGUGCCAGAUCCCAAAGUUUAUGAAUCUACAAGAUUGAGUCAAUCAACUGCUGCAAAGAAACUUAGUGGUGCAAAUUCUGAGGCAAUUUCUGUAGGUGAAAGGCGAAAAGAUUUUGUAAGUCUAGUGACUGAGUAUAAAUCUUCGGGUGCAAAUAAAACUGGUGCAAAGAAACAUAUAAGUGAAAGUAAAUCUAGGGUUGCAAUUAAAUCUGCUGAUGCAAAGAAAGUUACUGGUGCAAACUCCAUGCCAAUUUCAACUGAUAAACAAAGAGAUUUUGCAGGUCUUUUUAAUGAAAAUACUUCUACUGAUAGUGCAGAUAAACCAACUGGUGCAAAUAAACCAACUAGUGCAAAUAAAAUCACUGGUGCAGACUCGGGUGAAAACCAAAAAUAUUUUCCAAACCUAUUCACCGAGCAUGCCAAAUGUUCCAGAGUAGGUUCAAAACCUGUCAUUAAAACUCCACUUUGGGUUACUAAAGACUUUGGCUUUGUAUCUGGAGGUCUAUUACAACCAACUCAUACAGGUGAUUCAAAACUGAAAGACAAUGAAGGAAAAAACCAACUUAACACUCUCCUCAAAUGUAAAUGGAAACUGGAGCCAUUAACGAAAUCAGACCCUUCUCCUAACUCCAAUGGUGCUAAAUCAGAUGAUAAUGUAAGAUAUACCAAGAAAAAGAAGGGAAAUACAAAGAAGGAUGCAUUGGCAUCUAAUAUAAUCACUGUUUCUAAGUGUCAUAAUCCCAACUGCAAAAAUAGAUAUGUCUGGCAUAAUCAGGGAGUGCAGUACAAACAUGAUGGAGCACCAUGUUGUCGUCUCACUGCUUCAGAACAUGCUGUUCUCUAUAAGUCGCCACAAGACUAUAGAAGUAACUUACCCAAUGUACGUAGCAAGCUCCUAAGUACAAAAUUCAAAACCAUAAAUCGAAAGAGUAAGAAAAAUAACAAAAAACAAACAACCCAAAAUCAAAAGAGUAAGCAACAAAGUACAAAAAGAACAACCGCAAAUCAAAAGAGUAACCAAAAACAAACAACCGCAAGCUCAAAAAAUAAAAGAAAAAGAGAAAGAAGGAGAGAAAGAAAAAAGAAAAAAUUGAAUACAGUAUUUGCAGCAAGCACUCCUACAGAGACUCUAGAAUUUAAUUCAAGUCAUAUUUUGAAACCUGACACACAUCUUAAAAACAACAAUAUUGAUGUUAACUUCAAGCCUUCAAGUGAAAUUAAUAACAAAAAUCCCCCAUUGUCAACAAUCACAUCUGAACCAUCCAUUUUAUCGAAACUGACACAUCCAUCAUUCAAGCCCUCACUUGCAACUCCUAAAGUAAAAUCAAAGCAAGUUAAGCCAUACACUGAUAGCCCAACAAUCAUUUGGAGAAAGACUCCUUACAUUAAAGACACUCAUAGACUUAUAAGCAGCACACCGGCAGCAGAAACACCCAUUUAUAAAGACCAAUCCAAAACUGGAUAUUUACCAAGAUAUUGUCAUCGUAUUGAGCCAAUUUUGGAAGAAGAUGAAGAUGAAGUGAUGAAGAACCUUGAUUUCGAUGAGAGUAAAGGUAAUGAGACUGUUCUACAUGUUCUUGAUGAUAAGGAUGAAAAAGUAACUGAUGUAAAGGAUGAUGUCUCAGAAGUACCAGCUGAGGAUGAAAUUGAUGAUACUGAUGACACAUUCAAUGAAUUGAUGAACACUAUCAUUGAAAUUAACACACACAAUUCUGAAGCUUCUCAAGAGAACAAACCAAAGACACCAGCUUCUGAGAAAAAGCCAAAUAAACUGACUUCUGCAAAGAAACCCUCCACAAUUAUCAAAAAUGAUGACAAUCAAAGAAGCAUUGAAAUUGAUCAAAGUCUUUUGAAAACUGAAGGAAACUCCACCAAUAUUGAUAUUAUAGAUAUCACUGAUGAUGUUCCAAGCAAAUAUCUAGUUUUGGAUGAAACAGGGGAAGUUGAUGACGACCACAGCCUCUUUAUAUCUCCCGAAGUUAAAAGAGCAGCUGCAAAACCCACGAAUGAAAAGACCUCCAUUGCCCUAAAUACUGAGACUCCUACACUAUAUGAUCUUACACUUAAUGAAAUAGAUGCCACCCUGUCUAGGGGAUCACUCAGCACCAUUAAUGUUCCAAGCAUAAUAGAUAUGACCAGAUUGGAAAAUGAAAGUAUUCUUGAACCACCUAUAAUUGGAUCGCAAGCGUCUGCUCCAUUUCUCUCAUUCACGUCAUCAUCACCUGCAAAGUGCAGGGAGCUUUACAUGCCUUUCGAUGAUUCUCUUUCAAAGGCUUCAAACCAAGCUCUCACUAAAAAUAAUCCAAGCCAUGUUGAAGUGAAUUUGAUGGACAUUGAUUCGAAAACUAAUGUGGAAGAUGAAAGUGUUCUUGAAGCACCCAUUAUUGCUUCACAGGUGUCUGUGCCUCUUCAUUCUUUUACUUCAUCAACGCCAGCAAAAUCUGGAUAUCUUUAUAAGCCUUUUGAUGAGUCCCUUUUGAAAGAAGCAAACAAUAUUCCUAAUCUUGAGGAAAGUAAGUAUGAGACACAAGGAAAUGGACGUUUCAAAGGCAUAAAUGUAAGUCGCCAUUCCUGGCCAGAAGAUAGAAAUAAACAUGAAAUGUCAGCAUUUCUCCCUUCAACACAUAUUAAUGAUGAUAAGUCUGACACACCAAAGCAUAAGGAAAAGAAACUAACUGAAAACACUGGUGGCAGAGCAGAAACAUGUGAGAAAACAUUAAAUGCUGGGGAUAAAACUAUAACAGCAAAUUCUGUACACAUGGAAGACUUUGUUGUUGUGGAUGAAUAUGUAAAUGAGGAUACUGAAGCAGAACAGACAAGUGAUAAGGAUAAAAUUGAUGUUGAUGCUACAGUGAAUGACUCUAUUCACCCAGUGACACAAUACAAUGACUUCCCAAGUGAACAAGAUCAGAUUGUACUUGAUGAGUAUGUUGCACCAGAAUCUGAUGAUGAACUGCAGAAGAAAAACACAUCAAAGAUAAAGAAUGAACCAACCUCUAAGGACAAGGAUACACCAACUAUGACCAACAUAAAGAAGGAAAAAUCAAUGAAUAUUAAGGAAGAACAAGAGAAAAUUGACGAUCAUCAGCAUGCAAGCAAUGACCAAGCUCAGUCUAAAUUCAAGAAUACAUCAUUUACAUCUAAGAUAAGCAAUGUUCCAACUCGUCACAGUCCAAGCUGCAGAAAUGUUUAUUUCUCGAAGUAUCAGGGGACCCAAUACAAACAACAGGGUGGGGCACCAUGUUGUCAAGGUGCUGUCAUCGCUGCAAAGCAAAGGAGUGUAAAGAAAGAACCAGUAACGAUAAAGAAAGAAAUAAAAACUGAGCGAAAUGAAGCCAUUGCUAGCAGUAUCAAAAAGAAGAAAGACACCAUCAAACAAGAGAAAAAUACUGCAAUAAAACAAGAGAAGACUUCGACUGUUAAACUAGAGAAAGUUGGAGAUGAAUCUUUAACUGUAAAAACUGAAAGUUCUCAAGUUGAAAUUGAUUCAGCUGCCACUCAUGUGAAGAUAGAACAGAACAAUAGUCAAAUCACUGUUUCUGAAUCUAGUGUUAUGGUCUUGGAUGUACCCUUAGAUCCUGAACCAGAGGUAAUAACAAUAGAAGAUGAUGAUACUUUUAUAGAGACUGAUUACAUUGUACUUGAUGGACAUAUCUCUGAAAAGGAAAACGUUACAGAUGAUGACAUUGUUAUAGAUGAUGAUAGUGAAUUUGUAUGGGACCUUGAUGAUUCAUUGACUGUUAUAUAUCCAGAAGUUAAUUCAACAAAAUUCAUGAAUAAUCUUUCGAAAAAAGUAAAAUUAGAAACUUAUGGCGAAGUUAAACUGGAAAUUGACAAUAAAGUUAAAUUGGAAAUUGACAAUAAAGGAGACAGAGCUAUCAACCUACAGCAGAAACCUACAAAUGAUAAUCAAAAUCUUAUAGAUGUUGUUAACAAACUUAAAAGGGAAGAUGAUAAUGCGGGAAAUGAGAAACUCAAAGCAUCUGAGCCUCGAAACAACAUAAAGCAAGACUGUGUUAGGAUAAUAGUUGAAGAUGAAGAAAUUAUUAGUCUGGAUAAUGAACCAGGAAUCACAAACAAUGAUAAAGUUGAUGGAAUUCAAGCAUCCAAAAUAACCUCUGCUCCAUCACUUGGAAACUCUCUACAGGACUCGAUGGCUUCAACCAACACUACAUCAAUGUCAUCAGGAAUCAACCAGAAUCUAAAAGUCAGUCACAACCCAAUUGCCAGUCACAGUCUGAAAGUCAGUCACAACCCAAAACCCAAUCACAGUCUGAAAUUCAGUCACAGUCUGAAAACCACAAAAGCCAGCUACAGUCUCAAAGCCAGUUACAACACAAAGCCCAGUCACAAUCUGAAAGCCAAUCACAACCAAAAGGCCAGUUGCAAUCUGAAAGCCAGCCACAACCCAAAAGCCAGUCACAAUCUGAAUGCCAGCCACAACCCAAAAGCCAAUCACAAUCUGAAAGCCAGUCACAACCCAAAAGCCAGUUGCAAUAUGAAAGCCAGCUACAGUCUGAAACCAAGCCAGAGUCUGAUAACCAUCCACAAUCUGAAAGCCAGAUGCAAUCCAAAGACCAAUCGCAAUAUGAAAGCCAGUCACAGUCUGGAAGCCAGUCACAGUCUGAUAAUCAUCCAGACUCUGAAAGUCAGACACAACUAA